Molecule: messenger RNA, 2376 nt
Organism: Danio aesculapii
Lineage: Eukaryota; Metazoa; Chordata; Actinopteri; Cypriniformes; Danionidae
Gene: cracr2ab
Product: calcium release activated channel regulator 2Ab
Molecular function (GO): calcium ion binding; GTPase activity; GTP binding
Source: RefSeq, a predicted model, not a curated record
UUGCCUUUGUAUCUUCACCUGUUGGUCAAGAUAAACUGAGCUGUAAUCAUGUCAGAGACUGAACAUGUUAGAGUCAGACGGGUCAUCAGCAGUGGAUCAGGCAAGGAUGAAAAGCAGCCGAAGCCACAGCCAAGGAAAAGUGUGAAGAAGGAGGCAGGAUGGGGACAAACUGACAUGGUUGACAAGUUAGAGGAUUUCUUCCACAUCUGUGACAGCGAGGGAAAGGGCUUUAUCACACGCACUGAUAUGAGGAGACUACACAAAGAACUGCCGCUCACUGCUGAGGAACUUGAGAAUGUCUUUGACUCUUUAGACAUCGACAAAAAUGGAUUUCUAACACUGGGAAAGUUUUCCUCUGGAUUCAGUAGCUUUCUUCAUGGACGGAGAGCCUCCAUGACAGAGGAACUAAUCACUAAACCCUCUCAGAAAGCUCCAGAAGCUGCUGGUCAGAGUUCAGAGGACGAACAGCUAAUUAAGACAAUGGAGGAUGAUGAAGAAAGACACUUCAGCAUGCUGAUGGAGAGCCUGGGGGCCAGCAAUGUGUUUGAGGAUCCAAGUGAAGUCAGAAGCCUGUGGGCCCAGCUCAGAAAAGACGAGCCUCACCUCUUGUCCAACUUUGAAGAGUUCCUGUCCCGUGUUACGUUUCAGAUCAAAGAAGCGCAACAUGAGAGGAGGGAGAUGGAAAGCGCCCUUAGGAGGAAAGCAGUCACACAUGACACUGAAAUUCAGAGAUUAUAUGAGGAAAUGGAGCAGCAGAUCAUUCAUGAAAAAGAUCGAGCAAAUCUAAAGGACUCUGAAAGCCUGCAGAUACGCAGUCAGGACCUACAGCAGCUGCUUCGGGGUAAAGAACAAGAAUUAGAGCAACUUUUCCAAAAACAGAGGAGACUGGAGCGUCAGUGCCGUGACCUUCACAGUGAACAGCAGGAGAGUCGACUGGAGAACGUGAAGCUGAAAAUGAACAACGAAGAGCUGUCCCGUGACCUGGAGCACACUUGUGAAGAGCUGGUUGUGGCUCAGGAGCAGCUGGCUAUUCUGCAGGAGCAGGCCUCUCGACUGCAGGAGGAAAGAGAGAUGGAGAUGUACAGAGUCACUGAAGGCUUGCAGAGGGAAAAACAUAGCUUGAUGAAACAGCUGGAUCUGCUCAGAGAAAUGAAUAAGCAUCUAAGAGAUGAGCGAGAUAUCAGCUUUCUGAAACGCAGUAAUUCAAUGAAGAAAUCCUCUCGCAAGCAAAGAGUGAGCGCAUCCUCAAUAAAAUACACUGAGAGGAAACCAUCUGUCAAGAAAGAAGUUUCUAAAGAGGAAGUGACUCAGCGCUUUAACAGGAAGCCCUCCUCUCCGGCAAAUACCCACUGUUCACCCUUCACCACAGGGGAUGAUGAGAAGGCAGAGGUGGAUAAGAGAUCUCGGAAAUUAACUGGAGGCUCGGAUAAUGUGAAUGUUGGGGAGGAUGUGGAGGACGGACCACCUGAUGGUUGGCCUCUACGCAGAGUCAUAUCCAUCGAGGAAGACCACCUUCCUCACCUUCUGCAGGGAGACCCUCAUCUUCUUCUUCAUCAGCUGAGUGAAGAGGAAGAAGAGCGAGCAGGAGAAGAUGAAGCUCAGGGAGAUCAAGAGAGCAGCUGGCUUUACCCGUCUAAUGUGUCUCUGGCCUCUGCUGACUCUCCUCCACCAGUCAGGACGAAGAAGCCAUCUAAAAAGAGGUGGAUCAGAACAAACAUGCCCUCAUCUGCUCGCGGUCAGCCUGUCGGGAAGGAGACCCUCCAGCAGGGUCCCACAGAAGGUGCCACUGCCUCUCCUCAGCGCCUUUUUAAGGUCAUUCUGGUGGGAAAUUCCAGUGUUGGCAAAACUGCACUGCUGCGUCGCUUCUGUGAUGGACAGUUUCAUUCUGCCACCUCGGUCACUGUGGGCAUUGACUACAGUGUACGGACACUGAAUUUGGGGGACAGUCAUGUGGCUCUUCAAUUAUGGGAUACAGCAGGCCAGGAAAGGUAUCGCAGCAUUACCAAGCAGUUUUUCCGCAAAGCAGAUGGUGUGGUAGUCAUCUAUGACAUCACAAUGGAGGACAGUUUCAGCUCAGUUCGUCCCUGGUUAGCCAGCAUACAGGAGGCUGUGGGCGACCCUAUACCCGUCAUGCUCCUUGGCAAUAAAUCAGAUAGAGAGAAUGAAAGAGAAGUGCAGACAAAAGAGGCUGAUCUGCUAGCAGAGGAAGCAAGCCUGAUGUUCUAUGAGUGCAGUGCUUAUACUGGAGCUAAUGUGCUGGAGGCCAUGAUACAUCUGGCCAGAGUCCUGAGGGAACAGGAAGACAGAGUUUGGGUGAACACAGUCAGAUUGGUGGAUCAACCAAUAAAGAAGAAAGGCUGCUGCAAGUGACCACAC